Molecule: messenger RNA, 3714 nt
Organism: Cannabis sativa
Lineage: Eukaryota; Viridiplantae; Streptophyta; Magnoliopsida; Rosales; Cannabaceae
Product: U-box domain-containing protein 33
Exons: 9
Coding region: 797-3481 (894 amino acids)
Biological process (GO): protein phosphorylation; protein ubiquitination
Molecular function (GO): ATP binding; protein kinase activity; ubiquitin-protein transferase activity
Source: RefSeq, a predicted model, not a curated record
CAUUAGUACAUUCUCAUAAACCUUCACUUUGAAGGAAACUAGAAAGAGAGAGAGAGAGAACUAUGGUGAUGGUGGACCAAUGUAAUGCAAUGGAACCCACCUUCUGAUUUGUUUACACAUUUCUAUCCAUGUAGCUGAUACCAUUUUAUUUUACUAUUAUCAGAGCCUGCUUCCAUUCUAAUUGAUAACCUAUAAUUUUUAUUAUAGCUACAAGUCAAGAGUCAAGACAACACCUAUUAGUCCUAAUCAAACCCAUUGGGACCUCAAAUCAUAAUUUCUUGUCUUUUCGUUCUCUUAAUUUCUUUUUCAUUUUAUUGAUUUUCUUCAUCGAUCAUUAUAUUCUCUAGGUUUCAUCUUAUACUGCGAGAGACAAAGAAGAGACUGGAGAAGUGAGAGUGAUAACACAGAGGUAGAGACUGGGACAAGAGUUGAAUUCGAGGUUUAGAGUGAAAGCAGAGUUGGUCACCAGCUAAAUCUUCAUUAAAGUGAGAAUUUGAUUUGGUUUUUGCUUUUUUUGGGUCUUCAUUAUUAAAAGAAAUUUGAAUUGGGUAGUGUGUGUGGUUUUUGUAGGUUAAUUAAUUAAGUUCCAUAUCGAAUUGGGGAAAAUUCUUCAGUUCAGAGUAAGAGUUGAAUUUUUGGCUAGUUUAUGCAUUUGAGGUUAAGAAGCUUCAAUUGGGUAGAGUGAGAAUUUUGUUUAGGUUCCAAAUUUUAAAGAAAAUCAGAAACUUGGAGAAAAAAUUCCACGCGCACAUAUAAAUAUUAAUGUUGAGUGAGUUCUUCAAGAUCUAUUGAUAGUAUGGCCGUGAGUUCUGUGUCUGAAGUUGCUCAAAACGUUGGUCGAAUAAGGUACCCUGAUAUCUCAGAAGUGAUGUCUAGUAGUGAGGGAGAGAUUGUACCGGAACCCACAGAAAGAGUGACAGAAGAUACAAUAUAUGUUGCAGUGGGAAAAUAUGUGAAAGAGAGCAAAUCAGUCUUGGUAUGGGCGCUUCAGAACUCAGGAGGGAAGAAGAUUUGCAUACUUCAUGUUCAUGUGCCUGCACAAAUGAUACCCCUGAUGGGUACAAGGUUUCCAGCAAACUCGUUGAAGGAUCAGGAAGUCAGAGCAUAUCGUGAAAUUGAAAAGCAAAAGAUGCACAGAAGUUUAGAUGAUUACCUUUUUAUUUGUGAUCGAAUGGGGGUACAGGCAGAGAAGCUACAUAUAGAUAUGGAGUCCAUUGAAAAGGGAAUUAUUGACCUCAUCACCAAGCACAAGGUUACGAAUCUUGUUAUGGGAGCAGCAGCGGACAAGUACUAUUCAAGGAGAAUGAUGGACCUCAAAUCAAAGAAAGCCAUUUUUGUGUGCCAACAAGCACCUGGUUCCUGCCAUAUACAUUUUACUUGCAAGGGGCACCUCAUUCAUACCAGGAGAAGUAAUUUAGGUGGAACUGAUAUUGAGGUAACAUCUUUACCAGUGCAACCAAUCACUGAGACAGGACAAUCCAACAACAACUUGAGAUCUCAGUCUGUUAAUCUGGGACAGAGUUAUCAAGCAACAUUCACAAGUCAAGUUCAAGAUCCUUAUCGCAGGGUAAGAUCAGCAAAUAAUAUGAAAAUUGGGAGGAUGGUGAGCGAUAUUUCUUCCCUAGAUGGUUCUGAAGGAGGACUGUCAACUCCUCAGAACAAAAAGGAUGCAGAAGGAAGUUGUGAUGAAUGGGAUAUUGUACCAAGGACUCCAGCUUCAGGUUAUUCAACAUGCUCUUCCACUCCAGUGAUGGAUGCAGCUUUCAAUUCUUUUGUGAGGAAUGGCGGGAGUGACACUGGAUUGGACCUAACUGCACUUCCUCAUUCAAAAGAAGCUCUUACUCAUUCAUCCCCUCCAAGUGUAUUGGAUGGAAGUAUAGAUGAAACUCUUUAUGAUCAUCUUGAACAAGCAUUUUCUGAGGCUGAAAAUGCCAAGCGGGAAGCAUUUCACGAGGCAGUUAGGCGUGGGAAAGCUGAAAAGGAUGCUAUUGAUGCUAUACGCAGGGCAAAAGCAUCGGAGAGCUUAUAUGCUGAGGAAUUGAAACAUAGGAAAGAAGUGGAGGAAGCGGUUGCAAAAGAGAAAGAGGAACUUGAUAAAAUAAAGAACCAGCAAAAUGAAGUGGCGGAAGAACUUCGUGCAGCCCAAGAUCAAAAACUAUUACUGGAGAGCCAAAUUGCAGAGUCUGAUGAGAUGGUAAAGAAAUUGGAGGAGAAGAUUAUAUCAGCAGUGGAGCUAUUACAGAGUUACAAAAAAGAACGAGAUGACCUGCAGGUUGAGCGUGACAAUGCACUGAGAGAGGCUGAGGAGCUGAGAAGAAACCAAGGAGAGGGAACAAACACACACAUUCCUCAAUUCUUCUCUGAGUUCUCAUUCUUUGAAAUUGAGGAAGCUACCAAUAACUUUGAUCCAUCCUUGAAGAUUGGAGAAGGAGGGUACGGAAGCAUUUAUAGAGGUCUCUUGCGUCAUACACAGGUGGCUAUAAAAAUGCUCCAUGCUCAUAGCAUGCAAGGCCCCACAGAAUUUCAGCAGGAGGUUGAUGUGUUGAGUAAGUUGAGACAUCCCAAUCUUGUCACACUCAUUGGAGCUUGCCCAGAAGCAUGGGCCCUCGUAUAUGAAUAUCUCCCCAAUGGAAGUCUUGAAGAUCGCCUUUGUUGCAAAGACAAUACCUCACCAUUAUCAUGGCAAACUCGCAUAAGGAUUAUUACAGAGUUGUGUUCUAUCCUUAUCUUUCUUCAUUCCAGCAAACCUCAUGGUAUUGUACACGGUGAUUUGAAACCAGCCAACAUUCUCCUUGAUGCUAACUUCAUUAGCAAACUUAGUGACUUUGGAAUCUGCCGUCUGUUAUCUAAUGGUGAUAGUUCAUACAGUAAUACCACAUUGUGUUGCAGAACUGAUCCAAAGGGCACUUUUGCAUACAUGGAUCCUGAGUUCCUGUCAACAGGAGAGCUUACAUCAAAAUCCGAUGUUUAUUCCUUUGGAAUUAUACUGUUACGGCUGCUGACUGGAAAGCCAGCUUUGGGAAUAACAAAGGAGGUACAGUAUGCAUUGGAUCAAGGAAAGCUAAAAACACUCCUAGAUCCUUUGGCUGGAGACUGGCCAUUUGUGCAGGCUGAACAGUUGGCUCGCCUGGCGAUGAGGUGUUGUGAGAUAAACCGAAGGAGUAGAGCAGACCUCGGAUCAGAUGUUUGGAGGGUACUUGAACCAAUGAGAGCUUCGUGUGGAGGCUCAUCAUCGUUCCGGUUGGGUUCUGGAGAGCACUUUCAACCUCCUUCAUAUUUCAUUUGUCCCAUCUUCCAGGAAGUAAUGCAAGAUCCGCACGUGGCAGCAGACGGCUUUACAUAUGAAGCCGAGGCUUUGAGAGGAUGGCUGGAUAGCGGACAUGACACAUCUCCGAUGACAAAUCUUACACUGGAACACUGCAAUCUUGUUCCCAACCACGCUCUUCGUUCUGCCAUUCAGGAGUGGCUGCAGCAGCAUUGAUAUCUUUCACCUUUUCAUAUUGUUCUGGUUGUGAUAUUGCUUACUCAGUCACAGGCACACGCACUACACAUGCAUACAUACAUACAUAAUAAUUACAAGUUUCUCAUAUAUUAAAUAUACCACUUCUCCUUGGCCUUUGUGUUACUUAAUUCAAUGUAAGUUUGUGUAAAAACAACGCUGUGAUGAUUCUCACUCUCUUUGUAUAUAGAAAUAUAAACUCUUUUGCUUGAUAA